AUGGAACCUCGCAUUCACAAGUUUUUAGGUGAGAUACCCACUACAAUAGGAAACCUGGGCUCCCUGAAUACGUUGGAUUUGCGGAGUUGCAACUUUUCGGGGUCCAUUCCCUCUGCACCUGGUAACCUCACAAGCCUAAUUUAUCUUGAGAUUUCAAAUAAUUCUUUCGUGGGUAACAUCCCAUCCUCAAUUGGAAACCUCAUCCAACUCUCUGAUCUAGAUCUCUCCGUCAAUCAAUUGAUAGGUCGAAUCCCGUUUGGACAUGGAAAUCUAACACAGCUGAGUUACCUUUCUCUACGCUAUAAUCUACUUAACGGAGAAAUUCCUUUCCCUCUAAUGAAUCUCACAAAGUUAACUUCGUUACAACUUGGGAACAACAACCUUCAAGGUCGAAUUCCAGAUUCAAUCUUUAAUCUCAAGAAUCUUAAACACCUUGAUCUGGGCAGGAUCAGCUUUAGUGGCAGUGUGGAGUUUGGCAAAUGUAUGCAAAACUUUGGUGCUUCUCUCUUAGUGAUUGACCUGGAAAGGAACAAAUUUCAAGGAAGCAUUCCACAAACAUGGACACAAGGAACCGAAUUAAGGAUAAUCAAUCUCAGACAGAACAGAUUCCAAGGACAGUUACCAAGAUCGUUGGCCAAGUGUAUGAUGUUGGAGGUUGCUGACUUCAGUGACAACAAAUUGCAUGAUUUAUUUCCCUCUUUGCAUGAUUUAUUUCCCUCUUGGUUGGAAAAUCUUCCAAAUCUGAAGGUUCUCAAUUUGCGCUCAAACAACUUCCAUGGUCAGAUAGGAACAUCGAAACCUGGCUCUAAGUUUCCCAACUUGCGAGUCAUUGACCUUUCCCACAAUGGUUUUACUGGGAAACUGCCAUUAGAAAUUUUUGGAAAUUGGAAGCAGCAUAGUGAAUUUGCUAAUUCAGAUAUUUUGUCAUAUAUCCAAGUAAACUCAUCUAUCGUACCACGAAGAUAUACGUGUAAUUCUUGGCUCUAUGCUUAUAAUUACACCAUGACAAUGACAAAUAAGGGAGUCGCUGUCUUUUACGAGAAGGUCCAAGAAUUAUUCAAAGCCAUUGAUAUCUCAAGCAACAAAUUUGGUGGAGAGAUUUCAGAAUCCAUUGAAAAUUUGAAGGGGUUUCAUUUGCACAAUCUUUCUAAUAAUGUUCUCACGGGCCACAUCCCACCAUCAUUAGCAAAUCUUACAGAGCUGGAAUCAUUAGACCUUUCCGAAAACAACUUGUCUGGGGAGAUCCCACAGCAACUAACACAACUCACCUUCUUGGGAUUUUUCAAUGUUUCAAACAAUCUUCUCACAGGACCUAUACCACAAGGGAACCAGUUUGGUACAUUUGGAAACAAUUCAUAUGAGGGGAAUUCCGAGCUAUGUGGGAGACCUCUCUCAAAGAACUUUGAGGAUUCUAAUGCUUCGCCAGCACCUCCUUCAUUAUUCCCUGUAGAUCAAAGUCAAAAAUCGGGAUCUCCAUUUCAGUUUGGUUGGGAAAUUCUUGUUGUAGUUGUGGUAGGUUAUGCAUCUGGACUAGUUGUUGGAGUGACAAUUGGGCAUAUUGUGAUUACAAGAAAACGUGAUUGGUUCAUGAACAUCUUUGGAAUAAAGCAGCUGGCAAGAUGA
Messenger RNA from Carya illinoinensis, 1623 nucleotides. RefSeq names its product receptor like protein 27-like. NCBI's taxonomy places the organism in Eukaryota, Viridiplantae, Streptophyta, Magnoliopsida, Fagales, Juglandaceae. Gene Ontology annotation, molecular function: protein binding. Bases 1 to 1623 code for a protein of 540 amino acids. The transcript is spliced from 2 exons. The record is from RefSeq and is a predicted model, not a curated record.